CACAGUCCCCUUCCAGUUCCACCGUAGCUAGGGUUUCUGCCCAAAUCGUCGUGUAAUAAUCAAGAGACCGUCUUGAAGAUUCGCGAAAGAAACCAUCGGCGAUGGCCACCACCGCCACCGUCCCCUCCCCCUCCCCGGACCCAACACCCACCACCACGCCUCCCUCUCCUCCUCAACACAACCCGCCCUCCUCCGCCGUCCACGGCAGCGAGAUCGCGCCGCCCGACCAGCAGCUCGCCGUCGUCGCCGAGGAUGGGAAGCCGGGCCCCGGCGGCGGGAAGCUGGUGGCGGAAGCCAUGCGCAAGCACGCGGCGCCCCGGUCGUCGCGGUUCCACGGCGUCACCAGGCUCAAGUGGAGCGGCAAGUUCGAGGCGCACCUCUGGGACAACGCCAGCCAGGUCCAGGGCCGCAAGCGCAAGGGCAAGCACGUGUAUUUAGGAAGCUAUGUUACUGAAGAGAGUGCCGCAAGAGCACAUGACCUUGCAGCUCUGAAAUAUUGGGGCAUAAAUCAACACACCAAAAUGAAUUUCAAUGUUUCUGACUAUGAGAAAGAAAUUGAGAUCAUGAAGAACAUGAACCAAGAUGAAUUUGUGGCCUACAUAAGGAGGCAGAGUAGUUGUUUCUCAAGAGGAACUUCAGCAUACCGGGGUGUAACAAGGCGGAAAGAUGGUAAAUGGCAAGCACGAAUUGGUAGGAUUGGUGAGAGUAGAGACACCAAAGACAUCUAUCUUGGCACAUUUGAAACUGAAGUGGAGGCAGCUGAAGCUUAUGACCUAGCAGCAAUUGAGCUCCGUGGUGUUCAUGCUGUGACCAACUUUGAUAUCAGCAAUUACUGCGAAGAUGGUUUAAAGAGACUUGAAGAAGGCUGUGAAGAUGGUUUGAAGAGACUUGAAGAAGGCCGUGAAGAUGGUUUGAAGAGACUUGAAGAAGACCGCGAAGAUGGUUUGAAGAGACCUGAAGAAGGCCGCGAAGAUGGUUUGAAGGGACCUGAAGAAGGCCGCGAAGAUGGUUUGAAGGGACCUGAAGAAGGCCGCGAAGAUGGUUUGAAGAGACUUGAAGAAGGCUGCCAAGAUGGUUUGAAGAGACUUGAAGAAGGCUGCCAAGAUGGUUUGAAGAGACUUGAAGAAGGCCCAUCCGAGGUAACCAACCUGGAGGAUCAACCAGAGGUCACUAAGCUAGCUGGACAAUAGAUAUUAGAAAUAUCAUGUAAAUUAUUUCGUUACCUUCCAUUUGCCUUUUUUCAUUGAUGAUGAUCAUCAAUCUUUUCUCCCCUUUUAGAGUGACGUUUCUGCUUUCAUUUUUCCUGCAUUUUUUUUCAAUGGAUCCCUGCGCAUUGUUGCCGGUCUGGUGUUUUACCAACUCCUGAAUACCUGAUGUUGUAUUCUGUAUUAUCAUGUAAACUAUACAUAAAUCGUCGAUGGUAUUUGUAAAAAUAACAAUGCAAUCGGAAGUUCAGUGCUCUAA
This is a messenger RNA of Lolium perenne, 1464 nucleotides long. Its product is annotated as AP2-like ethylene-responsive transcription factor PLT2. Lineage: Eukaryota; Viridiplantae; Streptophyta; Magnoliopsida; Poales; Poaceae. Gene Ontology annotation, biological process: regulation of DNA-templated transcription. Gene Ontology annotation, molecular function: DNA-binding transcription factor activity; DNA binding. The record is from RefSeq and is a predicted model, not a curated record.